CGGAGCGCUCUCUCUCUCUCUCUCCAAAGCCUGCGCUCUGCAAUUCUGAAGCUCUCAAAUCUCUGCAUCGGCGCUCGCGCGUACGGAGCUUCGCUUCUCCUGAUCACGAGCUCGCUUCCUCUUCCGUCUUUCGCUCUGCGUCUCCUCGCUUUCGUUCCCUCGCGCGAGCGCUUGGUGUGCGCUUGUCGGGUGUCUGAGAGGUCCGGUUCGAUUUCGCGCGGGAGUCGGCGUUGUGUGUCACGGAUUCGAGACUCGCGAGCGGAGUACGAGCUUGCGAGUGCAACAUGUUCGCCUGAGUUUCCGCCGAGCUGUUGCAGAGAGGAGGAGGCCCGAGAUUCGCAGAGGCGGCGGUGGCGGCGAGCAUGGCGGCGGAGCAGCGUCGCCGGAUCGACGACGAGGUCGACGCCGGCGCUUACCGCUUGCAGAAGUUCAGGCUCUACGAGACUCGCUCGAAUUUCUACAUGAUCGGAAGGGACCAAAAAAGGACAUUUUGGAGAGUGUUGAAAAUUGAUCGAUCAGAACCUUCUGAGCUAAACAUUCUUGAGGAUCCUACCACUUAUACAGAGUAUGACUGUUGUGACCUGCUAAAACGGAUACAUGAAGGAAACAUUGCUAGUGGUGGCCUUAAGUUUGUGACUGCAUGCUACGGAAUUAUUGGGUUCAUCAAGUUCUUGGGGCCGUUUUACAUGCUGAUUAUUACAAAGAGAAGAAAGAUUGGUGAUAUCUGUGGCCAUGCUAUAUAUUCAAUCAGCAAGAGCGACAUGAUUCAACUCCCAUACUCUCAAGUGCAGACAAAUAUGGCUUUUUCUAAGAUUGAAAACAGAUACAAGAAGCUGCUGUGUGUGGUUGAUCUUACCAAGGACUUUUUCUUCAGCUACUCAUACGAUGUUAUGCGUAGUCUUCAGAAGAACUUGUGUGAUCAUGAGUCUGGCCAGACCCUCUACGAUACAAUGUUUGUCUGGAAUGAAUAUCUGACACGUGGAAUUCGGAAUAACCUCGGGAAUACUUUGUGGACAGUUGCAUUGGUACACGGGUUCUUUAAGCAGGUGAAGCUUUCUGUCUUGGGCAAGCAAUUCUGGUUCACCCUGAUCGCGAGACGCUCACGGCAUUAUGCUGGCACUAGAUACCUCAAAAGAGGGGUCAAUGAGAAAGGCAGAGUAGCUAAUGAUGUUGAGACAGAACAGAUUGUGAUUGAAGAUGUACCUGAAGGAUGCCCAGUGCAAAUCAGUUCUAUUGUGCAAAACCGGGGCUCAAUCCCUCUUUUGUGGUCACAAGAAACUUCACGAUUGAAUCUUAAACCUGAUAUAUCAUGUGUGGCUUGUGAAUAUAUGAAUUCCAUUUUUUGUUUGGUUCCCCAUAGCUUUACCAAUAUCUUCCCAUCUAACUCCAUCCUUUUUUUCCUUUCUUAUCCAGUAUCAAAUAGAGAUCCCAAUUAUGAAGCCACAAAACUUCACUUCGAAAAUCUUGUCAAAAGAUAUGGAAAUCCGAUAAUUAUACUAAACUUGAUCAAGACACAUGAAAAGAAGCCUCGAGAAACUAUACUUCGCGCAGAAUUCGCAAAUGCUAUCAGAUGUAUCAACAAAACCUUAUCUGAAGAGAAUCAUUUGCGGUUUUUGCAUUGGGAUCUGCACAAGCACUUCAGAAGCAAAGCUACCAACGUAUUGGAACUUCUCACCAAAGUGGCUGUCCAUGCAGUAAACUUGACUGGCAUUUUUUAUUGUCAAGUGUCUUCUAUUUCAAGGAUAGAGGGAUCACUGAUUUCAUCUUGCUUUGGGAAUAGCGAUACUUCUGACUGCAGUUCUCUGAAUUUCUCCAACAAUGGUGAUGAUGCGGACAGCUUGGAAACAGAAAUCAGCAGCAGUAGCAGCUGCUCAAAAUUGAAGUUGCCAAUGUUUCAGAAGGGGGUUUUAAGGACCAAUUGUAUAGACUGUCUAGAUCGCACAAAUGUGGCCCAAUAUGCAUAUGGUUUGGUUGCUUUGGGAAGGCAGCUGCACUCAAUAGGAUAUAUGGAAUCUGAAAACAUUGAGUUAGAUGAUCCUUUGGCAGAGGAUUUGAUGAGGAUUUAUGAGACAAUGGGUGACACACUUGCCCUGCAAUAUGGAGGUUCUGCUGCACAUAACAAGAUAUUUUCUGAGAGAAGAGGUCAGUGGAAAGCAGCUACACAGUCCCAGGAGUUUCUUAGAACUCUUCAACGAUAUUACAGCAAUGCGUAUGUAGAUGCAGAAAAACAGGAUGCCAUCAAUGUAUUUUUGGGAUAUUUUCAACCUCAACAAGGGAAGCCUGCUUUGUGGGAGCUGGAUUCAGACCAGCAUCCCAAUGUUGGAAGGCACAGUGCUAACUGUACUCAAGAGACUCGUAGGUCAUUUAUCAAAAGAUCAUUCUCUGAUGGUAAUAUUCUCCUGGAAACCAACACUCCAGUGGUGACCAAAAGUCUAGUUCGGAAUCAGCCACUAUCUGAGAUUGCAGAAGGGCCUAGAAAAGGUCUUUCAGAGUUGACGUUCCAGAUUUCGGCUUGUGAAAGUGACCUAUCUGAUGAAAGAUGUACACCUUCUCCGGAUCCUAUACAACUUUUUAAGGAUGUAAAAGAGGAUGACUGUCCUGAAAGUGAUUACAUUUGCCUUGACAGACAUGGCAAUGCAUGCAACUGUUCAAACUUUCUGGACGUGGAUUGGCUUUCUUCGUCGGGAAAUUCCUUUGAUGAAGAAAUAUAUGAAAGGUCAUCCAUCACUGGCGUGCCGCAGGAUAAUGAUGUGAAUGGACAAAAAUCAGCUUCAACCACAUCUGGAAGCAAGUCUUUAACUGGAAGGAAGGAAAAGAAUCAUGCAGGAACUCACACAGAUCGCGGCAAGACUCUAGCCGAAUAUUCCGAUGACUUCGUCCGUUGGGUUACUGAUGGAGAAAUGCUGUCCCUUUGAUCCUGGCUUUCUGACAAACUUGACAUUUACAAUAUUCAUCCGAUUCAGACCCGUCCGAAGGACUGGGUUUCUAACACAAGCAAUAAAACGGCGCCAAUCCCUCUCAAGUAGAAAAAGAGGGUGCCGCAUGUAAAUACCAUGUCGCAUUAGUUCGAUUUUUCACUCAUCCGCAGGAAUAAAUGGCAUCGUCAUCUGUAUCCCGCCAACAAUGCAUUGCAGCUUCUUUUCUGCCAAUUCUUGUACAUAAUUUUUUUUUUCUAUCAUUUGGAAUUUGGAGCUUCAGCAAAAA
This is a messenger RNA of Rhodamnia argentea, 3204 nucleotides long. RefSeq names its product phosphoinositide phosphatase SAC2-like. Gene Ontology annotation, molecular function: phosphatidylinositol-3,5-bisphosphate 5-phosphatase activity. The transcript has 15 exons. The record is from RefSeq and is a predicted model, not a curated record. Gene Ontology annotation, biological process: phosphatidylinositol dephosphorylation. Gene Ontology annotation, cellular component: intracellular membrane-bounded organelle. Lineage: Eukaryota; Viridiplantae; Streptophyta; Magnoliopsida; Myrtales; Myrtaceae. The coding region runs from base 363 to 2915 and encodes 850 amino acids.